Molecule: messenger RNA, 1649 nt
Organism: Olea europaea var. sylvestris
Lineage: Eukaryota; Viridiplantae; Streptophyta; Magnoliopsida; Lamiales; Oleaceae
Product: uridine nucleosidase 1-like
Exons: 10
Coding region: 497-1513 (338 amino acids)
Biological process (GO): purine nucleoside catabolic process
Cellular component (GO): cytosol
Molecular function (GO): purine nucleosidase activity
Source: RefSeq, a predicted model, not a curated record
AAUGAGAUUAUUCAAAGAUCACAUGCUCGCUUUCAAGAAUCAUCCACCAACCCCAGAAGAAAAACAAAUAAUAAUAAAACUCGAAUUUUAUUUUUAAAAAUGCCAAAAAUUUAAAAUUUGAGAAUGAAUUGUGUUUAAGGAUAAUAAAAGAAACGCAUGAAUCAUAUCGAUUUACCUGUUGUCGACUAUUACUAGAGGAAUAAAAUCAGAGUGUGAAUAUCCAAUCCAGCUAUCUGAACAGAAAUUGGAGGCGUUACAAAUAAUGAAAUUAUUUUAUGUCUUGUUUAUUUAGAAUUUAAUUUUAGAACACAACAGCUCAUCAGAGAUCACAAUAAAGUGAAUAAACUCCCAUCCUUUUGUAUUUAUCAUUUUCUCAUUUUGCGGGUGUGCCUGUGAUUGGUAUACACACAGAGAGAUCCUGGUUCAAUUAGUGAUUUCUUUCCAUUUUCUGGGCCCCUUUGUUUUUUUCUUUGUGGAAUUUGUGUUAAGAGCCGUGAUGUCGAUUCCUCGAAGUGGUGAGAUUGAUGGGUUGGUGAUUCCCAACAAUUGUUGUGCCAAGAAACGUGAGAAAAUCAUUAUUGAUACGGAUCCUGGCAUUGAUGAUAGCAUGGCAAUAUUAAUGGCAUUCCAAUCUCCAGAGUUAGAGAUUUUAGGAUUAACAACAAUAUUCGGUAAUGUUGCUACAGACGAUGCCACAAGCAAUGCCUUGCUUUUGUGUGAGAUUGCUGGAUGUCCAGAUGUUCCUGUGUCUGAGGGUAGUCAUGAACCUUUAAAGAGAGGGAAACCACGUAUUGCGGACUUUGUUCAUGGUUCAGAUGGAUUAGGUAACACAUAUUUACCUCCAUCCAAGUCAAAGAAAUCAGAGAAAACUGCAUCCGAGUUUUUGGUCAAUAAAGUCUCUGAAUAUCCUGGUGAAGUCUCUAUACUUGCUUUGGGACCUUUGACGAAUUUGGCACUAGCGGUAAAGAGAGACUCAUCUUUCGCAAGGAAGGUCAAGAGAGUGGUGAUACUUGGUGGAGCUUUCUUUGCAUUGGGAAAUGUUAAUCCUGCCGCUGAAGCAAAUAUCUAUGGGGACCCAGAAGCAGCAGAUAUUGUGUUCACUUCCGGGGCAAAUAUUGAUGUUGUUGGAAUAAAUAUUACCACACAAGUCAAAUUGACAGAUGCGGACCUAGAUGAACUAAGGCAGUCAAAAGGCAGGCAUGCACAGUUAAUAUGUGAUAUGUGCAAAUUUUACAGGGACUGGCAUGUGAAAUCUGAUAGCGUAUAUGGAAUUUUUCUACACGAUCCUGUUAGUUUUGUGCUUCUUGUCCGCCCUGAUCUCUUCACAUUCAAGAAAGGAGUUGUAAGAGUCGAGACACAGGGCAUUUGUGUGGGCCAUACGCUGAUGGACCAAGGACUAAAGAAUUGGAAUUCAAGCAAUCCAUGGUCAGGCUUUUCACCUGUUUCAGUAGCAUGGACAGUUAACGUGGAGGAAGUCGUAAAUUACAUUAAGAAAAUGUUAAUGAAACAGUGAUUUCUAAGAUAUUGGUUGUUUUAUAUAUUAUAACUUUUGGGCUAUUGCUGAACUUUCAUGUAAUUCAUCCUACAUUUGUAAACUCAUUCCUCCAAUUUCUUCAUUGAAUGAAUAGUUGAAGAUGUGACACGAACAA